Messenger RNA from Gorilla gorilla gorilla (western lowland gorilla), 1055 nucleotides. RefSeq names its product ERH mRNA splicing and mitosis factor (gene ERH). Lineage: Eukaryota; Metazoa; Chordata; Mammalia; Primates; Hominidae. The transcript has 4 exons. The coding region runs from base 334 to 648 and encodes 104 amino acids. The record is from RefSeq and is a predicted model, not a curated record.
UUACUCGGUAGAGGGAGACGUGGGGGUGGUGUUUUGUUUGUUUUUUGAGAUAGAGAGUCUCACUCUAUCGCCCAGGCUGGAGUGCAGUGGCGGGAUCUCGGACCCCUGCAACCUCCGCCUGCUGGGUUGAAGCAAUUCUCCUGUCUCAGUCUCCCUAGUAGCUGGGAUUACAGGCGCCCGCCACCUCGCCCGGCUAGUUUUUUUAUUUUAGCAGAGACGGCGUUUCACCAUGUUGUCCAGGCUGGUCUCGAACUCCUCACCUCAAGCAAUCCACCCGCCUCGGCAUCCCAAAGUGCUGGGAUUACAGGCGUGAGCCACCGGGCCCUGCCGGAUAUGUCUCACACCAUUUUGCUGGUACAGCCUACCAAGAGGCCAGAAGGCAGAACUUAUGCUGACUACGAAUCUGUGAAUGAAUGCAUGGAAGGUGUUUGUAAAAUGUAUGAAGAACAUCUGAAAAGAAUGAAUCCCAACAGUCCGUCUAUCACAUAUGACAUCAGUCAGUUGUUUGAUUUCAUCGAUGAUCUGGCAGACCUCAGCUGCCUGGUUUACCGAGCUGAUACCCAGACAUACCAGCCUUAUAACAAGGACUGGAUUAAAGAGAAGAUCUACGUGCUCCUUCGUCGGCAGGCCCAACAGGCUGGGAAAUAAUUGUGUUGGAAGCACUGGGGGGGUUCGGGUGGGCUUGGAACACAGGUGUGUACAGCGUGCUGUAGUGGAAGUUUUGUAUCAUAGUAAUCCUGUUUCCACUUUGUUAUACUCUAGCCAAGAUUGACUGUAUUAGAUGAAAUGUGAGGAUCUUGUUCAAUCGGAAACCCCCGUUACCUCCUCUUUUUCUUUCUCUUUUUUUUUUUUUUACUUAAACAUUUUUAUGAUGAUUUAGAUGGAAGUUGUUCUUCGUCACUUAAUGUUGGUUCCAGUCCUUCAACUGUUCAUAUCUACUUUAUAACAUUCACAUACUAACCCUUCUUCAAGAUGGGGUGAGGGGUGGAAAUGCAGUUUAGCCAUGUCCUCAAGAUAAAGUCUUGGUAAAAAUAAAUAAAUGUCCUUUAGAUAUA